UCUCUAGUGUCUUGACGCAUGCAUUGACAUGCAAUUGAGUUGUAAUUUGACACAGCUUUCCAGUCAGGUAGACUGGAAUCAGGAGGUGUAAAGGUGUCUGAAUUACAGUAGGUUGUAUCCACGUUGAUUGAGCUGUAUAAUUUUGAAAAUGAUAAAAGCAAUAUUAAUUUUCAACAAUCAUGGAAAGCCCAGACUGUCGAAAUUCUACGAGCACUAUAGUGAAGAUACAGAACAGCAGAUCAUCAGAGAGACGUUUCACUUAGUAUCAAAACGAGAUGAGAAUGUCUGCAAUUUCCUGGAAGGGGGGAUCUUAAUAGGGGGCUCUGACAACAAACUCAUCUAUAGGCACUAUGCCACUUUAUACUUUGUCUUCUGCGUGGAUUCAUCGGAAAGUGAACUUGGGAUUCUCGAUUUAAUACAGGUUUUUGUGGAAACCCUGGACAAAUGCUUUGAGAAUGUCUGUGAGCUUGACUUGAUUUUCCAUGUUGAUAAGGUACACAACAUUCUGGGGGAGAUGGUGAUGGGAGGCAUGGUGCUGGAGACCAACAUGAAUGAGAUCAUCACACAGGUGGAUUCUCAGAACAAGAUGGAGAAGUCAGAGGCUGGUAUUGCUGGAGCUCCAGCUCGUGCUGUAUCAGCAGUGAAGAACAUGAAUCUUCCUGAAAUGCCCAAGAACAUCAAUAUUGGAGACAUUAGCAUUAAAGUGCCAAAUCUGCCCUCUUUCAAAUAGUGAAACCAGAGAGACUGUGGCAUACAUGCGCUCCAAAGGAUGUUUACUAUGGUGUGUUUACCAAAAUGAAGAAAAUAUCAUAUUACAUCAAAGACAAUGAAGGUACUGAAUAAGUGUAUUGUUCUUUCAUGUAUAUUUUGAAUGUCACCUUCUGGUAUAACUUUUUUUCAUGUGUUUGUUGUUGCAUUUCUCAGUUUGCCUCCUUCAAAACAUGACCUCCAGUGUUCCUUUAUAAAUAUGCCUUUGCCCUUAAGUAUUGGCUGCUACAGUAUUUAAAAACUAAUCAUAUUGUUCUGUUCCUUUGUACAACAGAUGACUCAAACAUGCGUAAAUACUGUAUAUAUCAAAUUAUGCUAUUUGCUUCAGUUGUAGUAUGUACUGAAGUAUUUUAAAUUAUCUUUUCAUAUAAAACUACAAAUGGACUUUGUUUUUAAUGUGUGACUGUAAGGGGCUUAUAUUUUCUUUCCCUCUUUCUGUAACACAAUAAAAUAUUUAAUCAUUGUAUGACUUGA
This is a messenger RNA of Sardina pilchardus (European sardine), 1242 nucleotides long. Its product is annotated as AP-3 complex subunit sigma-1. NCBI's taxonomy places the organism in Eukaryota, Metazoa, Chordata, Actinopteri, Clupeiformes, Clupeidae. Bases 149 to 730 code for a protein of 193 amino acids. The record is from RefSeq and is a predicted model, not a curated record. Gene Ontology annotation, biological process: intracellular protein transport; Golgi to vacuole transport. Gene Ontology annotation, cellular component: AP-3 adaptor complex; intracellular membrane-bounded organelle; membrane coat. The transcript has 6 exons.